Molecule: messenger RNA, 1496 nt
Organism: Polypterus senegalus (gray bichir)
Lineage: Eukaryota; Metazoa; Chordata; Cladistia; Polypteriformes; Polypteridae
Product: granzyme A-like
Exons: 6
Coding region: 151-894 (247 amino acids)
Biological process (GO): proteolysis
Molecular function (GO): serine-type endopeptidase activity
Source: RefSeq, a predicted model, not a curated record
AAGGCACGGAGAGGACGAUCGCGAAAAAAGCAGAGAAAGAAAGAAAAGCGUCACGGAGGAAUUGGGAAGCGCGCCGUUAGUUGAUUUUGGAGGCGUCACCGAGUAUAAAAACUAAUGCUGAAGCAAAAUACUGCACAUCAGAUCUGAAUUAUGAAGCUCCUAACCGUACUCACCAUUUCUGCACUUCCUCUCCUCUUACUCUGUCCUGGAGGGAUGUGUAUUAUUGAAGGUACAGAGGUUGCUCCACAUUCGAGGCCUUACAUGGUCUAUCUUAGUGGCAACUGUGGAGGCGCUCUGAUUAAGGAGAACUGGGUCCUGACAGCAGCACACUGUUACAGAAAUGGAUAUGUAUAUGCAAUACUUGGAACUCAUGCUAUUAAUAAAAAUAAGAAUGAACAGCAAAUAAUCGAAAUAGAAGAGCAAGUGGUCCAUAAAGACUAUAACAGCGCAUACUAUGUUAAUAACCUCAUGCUGGUAAAGUUGAGCAAGAAAGCCACCAUCAAUCAGUAUGUGCAGAUGCUUCCACUGCCUACUAGUGAGGUAGACACCCCAGCAGAUACCAGCUGCAGGAUUGCAGGAUGGGGGAAAACUGAAUAUAAUGGGAACCCGGCCAAAGCGCUUCAAGAAGUUAACGUCAAGGUUAUAAGCAGAGAAGAAUGUAAUGGAACAGAUUCUUACAAUGGAAUAUUAACACCAAGCAUGAUGUGUGCUGGAGAACAGAGCGGAGGAAAGGAUGUCUGUCAGGGUGAUGGUGGAGGUCCGCUAAUAUGUAAUGAGAUUUACACAGGUAUUGCUUCAUUUGGUGUUGAGUGCGGGAAGAAGAACUUUCCAGGAGUCUACACUCGCCUCACUGAUGAUUAUCUAGAUUGGAUCAAGGCUGUAACAGAAUACUGAAUGAUUUUGCUGUUGUUGUGUUUCAAUCGCAGGGAAUGUUUCUUUUUUGUUUAUGCAACAGAUUUUAGAGUGGCAAAAUAAUUUUCAUUGAACAUAAUUAAACAGUAUUUUACACUGCUGCACUCAUAUUCUUCAGUGACACGAUCUAUUUUGCUUCACAUCGACACACAAACUGUCACAUGGAGCUUAAAUGGACAAACAUCAUUCUCUAUAAGCUGUAGAUCAUCAUGCCUAAGAAUUAAGUCAAGCAUAUAUUUAUUUAGGCAAAAAAAAAAAACAAUAAAAUUUGAAAGGUAUAAAAAUGAAAAUGUAAAGGUAUAAAUGUAUGUAAAGGUAUAAAUAUAUAGGUAUAAAAAUGAAAAAAUGUUUUUAAAGAAUACUGAAAAGUUAAAAUAAAACUAAACAUUAGGCAUGAGAUCAUACACUUAUUCAAUUUAUAAUGUGAUUGAGGCUUCACAAUUAUGUAAUACCAUUUGUGCCACAAUAAACUGACAAUUAUGAAAUAAAUAAUUGCAUGCAAAAGUACAGCUAUAUUCAUAUGUAUUUAUAAAUGAUCCAAUAAAUUGUGAAAAAAUCUUAAGCAAAUAACAGUUAUCUAACAA